This is a messenger RNA of Rhopalosiphum maidis (corn leaf aphid), 2701 nucleotides long. RefSeq names its product E3 ubiquitin-protein ligase RFWD3-like. Gene Ontology annotation, molecular function: ubiquitin protein ligase activity; protein binding. NCBI's taxonomy places the organism in Eukaryota, Metazoa, Arthropoda, Insecta, Hemiptera, Aphididae. The record is from RefSeq and is a predicted model, not a curated record. The coding region runs from base 429 to 2480 and encodes 683 amino acids. Gene Ontology annotation, cellular component: nucleus. Gene Ontology annotation, biological process: protein ubiquitination; interstrand cross-link repair. The transcript has 10 exons.
UCAUUAUAAAUAGUGUUUAAUGUUGUAAUAUAUUUGUAUUUACUAUUUUGUUUUGAACAUCGAUCGGGAUUCGGGAAUCAUCCAUCAGGUCUAUAGUGGCUAGCCCACUAGGGACAGUACCACAGUAGGCCAGUAGGGAGUAGGACCCCAGUUGACACUUAGCAGUGUAUGACUAUUGUUUAGUGGGUGUCUCGAGUUAAGAUAUCCAUUCUUUAUAACUCUUUUCACUGCCACCUGUGUCCUGUCAACAGCCGCUGAGUAACUACUUAGCACAUUCUUGUAAAGCGUCUGGCAUUGAUCAAGGAACGACAUUAUUUACUUUUCUGAAACGUGUUUUCUAUGGACCGGCGUCGAGUCAAUUCGAUUCAGUCGGAUGAUCAGUAGUGGUUCUCUUCGCUUAUCCAGAAAAAAGUCCAAUAGAUAAAAAUAUGGGUAGUCCAUCAAGAUCAAGAUGGGUAACAAAUGACGAAGUUAUGGAAGUAGAUAAUUUAUAUUCAGCUUUUUUUGCAAGAGAUAAUGUACAUGUAUCAAAUGAUGUACCAGAAAAUGUAGCUGCAGGUCCCAGAAUUAAUUCACCUAUGUUUGGCUCUGAUCCACCUCCACAAAAUGAAGUCAAUGAUCCAAUAGAUCCAGUAGAUCCUGUACAUUUAGUUCAUCCAGUUGAUCCAAUAGAUGCUGUUCAAUAUGAUGAAAGUAGUUCAGAUUCAAUUGAUUCUCGUUCAUCAAGUGUAAUAUUGAUGUCAAGUACUCGAACAACUCCAAGACCUGGAAGAUUUACAGAAUCUUCAGAAGAUUCUUCAGAAGAAUCUCUAAUAGGAUUUCCUAUAGAUCCUCCAGCAGGAUCUCCAGCAGGAUUUCCUACAGAAUCUCCAAUGGAUUCUCUAGCAUCAUCUCCAGAAACAUCUCCAGAAUCAUCUAGAAUGGGAUCUUUAGAACCAUCUCCAGUGGGAUCUCCAGCUACAUCUCCACCAACAUCUCCAACAAGAUCUGCAGCAACAUCUUUAAAACGUACUUUAGAAGAUGCAGCCACUACAUUACAAACUAUUAGCGAUAAUCCAGAUGAAGCAUUUGCCUGUUCAAUAUGUUUAGAUACUUUGACUAAUACUGGAUCUCAUAAACCAGCAUGUUUGAAAUGCGGUCAUAUUUUUGGAGAAAAUUGUUUACAAAGAUGGAUUAAAGUUGGAUGUAAUAGGGAUGCAAGAAGAUGUCCAACAUGUAACACUAAAGCGAGUUUAAAAGAUAUUAGAGUUUUAUAUACUAGAAAUCUAGUAGCAGUUGAUACUGCAGAGAUAACUGCUCUUGAACUUAAAGUGGAACAAGAAAAUCGGGCAAAAAAUUUAAUGCAUUUGGAAGCAGAAAGAUGGAAAGUGAAAGCUACAUAUUUAGAUAACGAAGUAAAAAGAUUAAAAACUAUAGUGAAUGCAGAGUUACAAAAUAAAGCGUCAACUAGUGGUCCAACUACAGUACGGCAAUGCAUAAAAAAAAUUAAUAUUUGCAAAAACCUAGGCUGUAGGGUUAUGGCAUUUAAUAAAAAUAAUAUGAUGAUGGUGGUGUCACAACAUUCUGAUACAACAUUAUUUAAGUCACACGUAAUCAGAAAAAUGAACGGAGCAAUACUGGAACCUUCUAAAGAAUGUAUUUUUGCACAUAAAAAACAAAUUCGUGAUAUGGCGUUUCACCCAUUUGAACAUAAUCUUUUGGCUUCUGUUGGUUUGGAUAAAACCAUAAAUCUAACAGAUUUAAGUAUUAACACGGUGGUUUCCUCUGUAGAUGUUUCUGAACCAUUGUGGUCAUGUUGUUGGGCUGGUGAUAAUACUAACGUGUUGGUUGCGGGUGGUCAAAUGGGGUCUGUAUUUUAUAUUGACCGUAGGUAUAUGAAAUUGUUCAACUUUGAACAGAUUCGAAAACCUGGUUGUGUUUCUCUUAAUCCACUCCCACCGUCAUCAUCUCGAUCAUUCCUCAAUGGUGGAAUUUUUAAGACUAGAAUGGAUUUCUUGUCUGUGCUUGAACAAGACCCUGGACAAGAACUUAAUGUAUAUAGAGAGGUGGAAUUGCCAUUAAAAGGACUCUGGACUAGUUCUUAUUAUGAUAGUCAAUCUAAUCUACUCCUGUCAUCCGCUAAACCGUGUGGUCCCAACAAGUCUGUUAGACAUAUUGUGUCUAAAUUGGCUGAUUUUAAUCCAGAAGGUCCUUUAUUAAAUCCAGUGGUCACAUUUUAUGGUGGAGAUAAGUCUACGCAAUUAUCUCGCUCGUGUUUAGUUCCACCAAACGGUGGAUACAACGAAGAUAUGUUAGCGUGUUGUUUUGAUGAAAGAUCAAGCACCAUCAAAGUAUUCAAUAUCAAUGCAGGCAAUAAUGUUCACAAUUUCCAUGUUACUGAAAACUUUUUGGAUCUAUGUCCCUUACCUGGGCUAAUCAUAAAUGGUAGACGAACAAUGGCUGGUUUGUCAGAAAAUGCUAUGAGUGUUUUUUCUGUUUAAAAAACAAAAAAAAAACAGAAAACAUUCUGUUUUUAUUUGUAUAUGCAUUUAUUACUUUUAAAUUUAAAUUAAAGAUUUCUCCAUGAACAAAAUUGUAGUGAGUUAUGUGCAUAUACUCGUUCAUUUGAUUAAAUAUUGUGUUAUCCUAUAUUCAUUUAUUUUAAACUUAGUUAUUUAAUAAGUCUGAUGUCUGUUGACAUACAAUAUUAUGUAUUUGCUUG